Messenger RNA from Aplosporella prunicola CBS 121167, 1354 nucleotides. RefSeq lists its product as uncharacterized. The transcript is spliced from 3 exons. The coding region runs from base 350 to 1354 and encodes 334 amino acids. The record is from RefSeq and is a predicted model, not a curated record. NCBI's taxonomy places the organism in Eukaryota, Fungi, Ascomycota, Dothideomycetes, Botryosphaeriales, Aplosporellaceae.
ACGAGAAACAUUACCGGCCUGGUCUAUGCUCUUGUAUAUUGACGAGGCUGAUGAGUCUGGAGCUCGGAUCCCGAAAAGAUCGAUGUUGCAGCGAUAUCCAACGCUGAUUGCCAUCGGUAUAUGUCCGGUGGCGUCUUUUUCAACGGAAGGUCGACUCUGUGGCUGCGCGACCGGCCAAAUGGCAAAGAAACGGUGGACUAAGGAGGUUGGUCGCCUUCGAGUCGUGAAAUCUUUCGUUCUUUGUGUGGAAGAAGUGAGGCUUGAAAGAGGCGACUCACAAUGGACCUGACGAUCACAGCCCCGCGGACUGCUUAUUCAUGGUCUUCACGCUCUUGGCUCUGUCGUGGCAAUGCGACUGAUGGGCGGCCUGGCCUCUUGGAUGUCCGUCAAGGAUGCUGUCGCGUCCGAGGUAGUGAGGGCGUUGAUGGCAGCCAAACGAAGAGCGACCAUUGAGCUGUUGUCAGACUGGCAGUCAGCUUUUACCAGUCACUCAAUCAUCAAUGAAGCCUUAAGGAGAGGGAAUCGAUGUGUCUUUGGGGGGUUGAGCAACUCGGGCUACGCCCUAGGCUGUGGUGGUGUUGCUGGUAGGGGAGAGGGGCGACUUGGCAACGCCGCGCAAUGGACAGAGGCCCUUGAGGGUGCGGCUAGGGAUGGAGCGAUGGGCGGCUCACUGAAAGCUAGCGACAUGCAGCAUCGCAAACAGAGCACAAGCCUGGCUGUCGUGAACUUGGGGGAGCCUAAGGGGGCAGCGACUCCCCCCCAGCCACGUUCGCCUAGGGGUGCAACAGCCACCAACCCUGUCACAAGGAAAGAUCCAGCAACUACCUACCACACCGAGAGGCACUACCCUCCAAGGCAGCCAUCAUACGGUUAUAAGCCUUCGCAAGACGCCCAUGUGGUACUCAUUAAAGCCGUCUUCGACUCCUAUCAUCCUUCCUUUGGGCUAAACUACCUCGAAUUGUCUGCGCACAAUGCCUCCCCUCCUGCCGCUGCUGCAGCCACGUCAACCAAGCCUUCCAACCGCGAGGUUGACAAGCUCUCGAGGCAACUGCACGGCGGAUAUGGGAUAGUAGAGUGCGCCGUCACUGGCCGUGGUAGUUCUCUCUUCCUGCAAUCCACAAAUCGCAGCCCGAACGGCCUCACCGUUGAGCGCCUGGUGCGUUAUUCCCAUUACCUUCGAAAUGGGCCUCGAUUUCAGCAUUCCGCCGAUUUUCGCACAGGUGAUAAAGGGGUAUCCUGCGUAUGGACAUGGGAUGAGAUGGAUGCAGCGUGUCCGCCUACAGAUUGCGAUGCACGGGAUUUUGACACCGCAGCAUGGGGAGCUAACUGUGCAAGCAAAACCACCUGUUUCUAA